CUAACAACGAUCUGAUACGCUCCACCGGGCCACCUGUCAGAAGUGAUGAUGGCUCAACUUCUCAUCUGGCUCUGGUUCCUGCUCCUUGGCGGUGUCGUCGCUGCCCGAAAGAGCAAUGUUCAGCUCUGCUACAUCGCGGCAGGCGAAGUUGCACCAAGCAACCUUAUUCCAUGUUACACUGACUGGGGUGCACCACAAGCUUCUUGUUGUUUGAAGGGAGAUAUGUGUUUGGAGGGGAACUCUUGCUACGAUCAGUUAACUGGUGUGACCUAUCAGUACGGCUGCACGGAUCUAGAAUAUAAAGACAAGAACUGCCCCCGCAAGUGCCAUCUCGACACCGGU
Messenger RNA from Lindgomyces ingoldianus, 342 nucleotides. RefSeq lists its product as uncharacterized. NCBI's taxonomy places the organism in Eukaryota, Fungi, Ascomycota, Dothideomycetes, Pleosporales, Lindgomycetaceae. The transcript has a single exon. The annotation marks the transcript as partial. The record is from RefSeq and is a predicted model, not a curated record.